CAAAAAUCAAUUCUGAAAUGCCUCCCCAGCGCACCGACCUCCUGGGUGCUGCUCGUGCCUUCUGCGACGCCUUCGCCAACAAGCAACCCAUAGACAAUAUCCUCUCAUCCUUCGCGGAUGCGCUAGACACACGCUGCAUCGAAUACGGAACGGACUAUGUCGCCCCCUUUCUCGGCCGUCCGUUCACCGGCCUCGAUGGGGCAAAGGAAUACUUCACGAGAGUCAACCAGAAGCUGACCUAUAAGGACAUGCACUUCUCCGAUUUCAUCGUCGAUACCGACGAACUCAAGGUCUCCGUCAAAGGCAGUGCAACUUUCACAAGUAAAGAAUACGAACGAAGUUGGGACGAGGUGUUUACAUACCGAUUCGAAUUCGACGAGCAGCUAAAGAUAAAGAGCUACGAGGUCUGGGGAGACACUGCCGGCCUGUGCUUUUCCGUCUGGUACAAUGAGAUGAUAGCUGAUACUGGUAUGGGUCUUUUGGGGGACUACUAAUAGUGAACAAAAAUGUAUAUGUUACAUGUAUGCGAGAAUCCAAAGAAAUGAAAAGAUAGAGAAAUGAACAGGAAAUCGAUUCAUAUUGCCCUCCCGAUAUCAGGGUCCGAUGUAUCACCGACGUUCCCAUUACUCGCCCC
Fomitiporia mediterranea MF3/22 is the source of this 634-nucleotide messenger RNA. RefSeq lists its product as uncharacterized. The record is from RefSeq and is a predicted model, not a curated record. Bases 18 to 494 code for a protein of 158 amino acids. The transcript is spliced from 2 exons. NCBI's taxonomy places the organism in Eukaryota, Fungi, Basidiomycota, Agaricomycetes, Hymenochaetales, Hymenochaetaceae.